Molecule: messenger RNA, 3189 nt
Organism: Poecile atricapillus (Black-capped chickadee)
Lineage: Eukaryota; Metazoa; Chordata; Aves; Passeriformes; Paridae
Gene: CC2D1A
Product: coiled-coil and C2 domain containing 1A
Biological process (GO): regulation of transcription by RNA polymerase II
Cellular component (GO): nucleus
Molecular function (GO): RNA polymerase II cis-regulatory region sequence-specific DNA binding; DNA-binding transcription repressor activity, RNA polymerase II-specific
Source: RefSeq, a predicted model, not a curated record
GCGACAGCGGCUUUUGCGACGGCCGUGCUGUAAAGCGCGGGGUGUUGACAGCAGCCGGCGGAGCAGGAAGUGAGUGAGGGUAAACCGGGAUAAACCGGGAUAAACCGGGAUAAACCGGGAUAAACCGGGAUAACCGGGAUCACCGGGACCGGCCCGCAUCGCCGGCAUCACCGGCAGCGGGGGCUCGGCCCGGUGGGACACGGAGCCAUGAGCAGAGCCAGGAGGGUCCCGGGCCGGGGGGCCGCCAUGGCCAGGCAGAUGGGGCUGCUGGCGGAUCCCGGGGGCAGCCCUGGGGACGGGGACGGGGACGGGGACGCGGCGCUGGAGGCUGAGCUGCUGCUGCUGCUGGGGGGCCGGGAGGGGCCGGAGCAGCCCCCGCCCCCCCCGCAAGCUCUGGCAGCUGUGGAGGCCCUGGCCCAGCUCUGCCUCCAGGACCCCCCGGAGGAGGAGGAGGAGGAGGAGGAAGGGGAGGAAGAUCUGGAGAACGAGGAGGAGCUGCUGGCAGAGCUGCAGGAGGUGCUGGAGGAGGGAUCCGGGAGCGCAGCCGCUGCAGAGACCCCACAGGUACAGCCUGGGCCAUCCCAGCCCCGAUCCCAGGCUGGAUCCCGGUGGGGGAUCCCGGUGAUCCGGUGUUCCCUCCCGCAGGAGCCCGCGGGUGCCGGGGCGCUGCUGGCGGAGCUGGCGGAGCGUGCGGAGCUCUACCGGGCUGCCCUGGGCAACGCCGCGAGGGAGAACGGCAACGGGGCCCGGCUCCGGCGCCUCCAGCGCGGCCUCAAGACCCUGGAGCAGAUGCUGGAGUCCGUCCGGAGCGGGAAGCCGAUCGACGAGGCCGAGAUUCCUCCCCCGGUGGCUCUGGGGAAGGGUGGGGGAGCCCCUGGGCCACCUCCCCCUGCGAGCCCUGAGCCCCCAGUGCAGCCCCCUGCCCCUCCACAGCCUCCCCCAGCCCCAGAUCCCAGCCUGGAUCCCAGCCCAGAUCCCAGCCCCGAUCCCAGCUCGGUGCCGGCGCUCCGGCUGCGGCUCCAGGAGCUGCAGAAGGAAGCGCUGGCGGCCAAACGCCGCGGGGACACGGCCACGGCCCUGGGGCACUUCCGUGCGGCCAAGAGGCUGGAGGCGCAGCUGGAGCUGCUGGGGCAGGGCCGUGUUCCGCCAGCCCCUGAUCCACAGCCGGAGCGGCCGAAGGCUCCGCUCCCGAGGGAUUCUCCAACGAGGAACCCACCGGAACCCAGCCCAGCCCCUCCUGCCGCAGAGCCCCCCCGGGCGCCGCGGGACGUGCGGGAGGCGCUGGAGCAGCGCAUGGAGCGCUACCGGGCGGCCGCCGCACACGCCAAGGACAGCGGAGACGCCAGGAAGGCACGGAUGCACGAGAGGAUUGUCAAGCAAUACCAGGCCGCCAUCCGUGCUCACAGCGCCGGCAAAGCCGUGGAUCUGUCGGAGCUGCCGGUUCCCCCGGGCUGCCCCCCCAUCCAGGGCACGGAGACCCAGCCCCAGCCGAGCAUUGCUGGGAUGCUGGAGGUGGCCAUGAAGCUGACGGGGCCGGAGCAGCAGGAGGAGGAGGAGGAGGAGGAAGAGGGGGACAGCAAGGCGGCCAAGCUCCAGGUGCAGCCCAGCGCUCCCCCCGCCGCCCCUCCCAAAGCGCCGCCGCCCCCUCGCAAUUCCCAUCCGGCUCCCAAAGCCUCUGGAAAAGCCCAGCAGCAGCUGCAGUUCCUGGAGCUGCGGCGCCGGCAGCUGGCGCAGGCAGCGCUGCGGGCAAAGCGCCGCAAUGACCUGGAGGGAGCCAAGGUCCUGCUGCGCCGCGCCAAGGGCAUCGAGGGGCUGAUCGGGGCCGCCCGCGGGGGGCUGCCCGUGGACAUCGCACAGGUCCCGGAGGUGCCUCUGGACGGGGCCGAGUUCGAGCUGGGGCCGGGCCGGGGGGUCCCGAUGCCCCCCGAGGCCGCCAAGACCUUCCUGCAGCUGGCGGGGGCCCUGAGGAGGCAGCACCAGAUGUGUCUGAGCUAUUCCCGGCAGUUCGCUCACCUGGGGAACAUCUCGGAGGCCACCAGGUGUGAGGCUCUGGCUGAGGAGUGCCGGCAGCACAUGGAGACCCUGCGGAGGGAGCACAGCCGGGGGGGGCCCCCCCCAAAACCCCGCUACGAGCAGAGAACCUUCAGCGUCAUCAAGACGUUCCCGGAGCUGAGCAGCAGCGACCUGGAGCUGGGGAUAGAGAGAGGGAUCGGGCUCCAGUGCCCCCGCAGGUGUGGCCCCGGUGACCUGGACACCUUCGUGCGCUUCGAGUUUCCCCACCCCAGUGUGGAGGAGGCGCAGCGGGACAAGACCAACGUGGUGAAGAGCACGGAUUGUCCUGAGUUCCGGGCUCGGUUCCGGCUGCGGCUGCUCCGGGGGCACCGGGGGCUGCGCCGGCUCCUGAGCUCCCGCGGGAUCAAGUUCGAGGUGACCCAGAAAGGGGGGCUGUUCCGGCCGGAGCGCGCUCUGGGCUCGGCGCAGCUGCGGCUCGAGGGGCUGGAGGGGUCCUGUGAGCUCCGCGGUGUCCCUCAGCUGCUGGACGGUCGGCGUCGCACCGGCGGCCGUUUGGAGGUUUGGGUGCGGAUCCGGGAGCCGCUGGGCUCGCAGCGGCAGCUGGAGCCUCGCUCCGAGCGCUGGCUGCUGCUGGAACCGGGAGCCGAGGCCACGGUCUCCGUUCCCAACCCCACCCCUGGCGGCCCCGAAGGACGGGAACAGCAGGUGAGGGAUGGGGGAACAAUCCCGGGGGGAGCUGAUCUAUCCCCGCCCGCAUUCCCGAGCCUCAACCUGCUGCAGUUGGAGCGGGAGCGGCUGGAGCGGAAGCUGGUGCCGUUGGGCCGCGCCGGGCGCCCGGUGCCCCCCGAGCUGCGGCAGCAGCACCAGGAUCUGCUCCGGCGCAUCCAGGGGCUGCGGACGCGGCUGCAGGCGGGGGACCCCCAAUUCCGCAGGGAGUACGCGGAGCACCUGGAGCGGCACCUGCGGCUCUACACGGAAGCGGCGCGGCGCCUCGUCCAGGGAGAGCGGGAGGCAGCCAAGGAGGCUCUGUACAAGCGGAACCUGGUGCAGAGUGAGCUCCAAAAGCUCCGUGGAUGAAUCCCCCGGCCCUGCCCCCUCCUGGGGGGGCUCUGGGACCCCUCCCCUGCUUUGGGGGGGCUCAGAGACCCCUCCCCUGCUUUGGGGGGCUCUGGGACC